Molecule: messenger RNA, 717 nt
Organism: Aspergillus aculeatus ATCC 16872
Lineage: Eukaryota; Fungi; Ascomycota; Eurotiomycetes; Eurotiales; Aspergillaceae
Exons: 1
Coding region: 1-717 (238 amino acids)
Biological process (GO): tRNA splicing, via endonucleolytic cleavage and ligation; tRNA-type intron splice site recognition and cleavage
Cellular component (GO): tRNA-intron endonuclease complex
Molecular function (GO): nucleic acid binding
Source: RefSeq, a predicted model, not a curated record
AUGACCUCAACAACCACCCCCUCCGCCCUAACAACCCUCAUCACCUCCUACGCAACACCAACACCAACAUCACCAUCAUCCUCAAACCCCACCACAACCCCAAAUCCCAACCUGAACCUGAACCUCAACCCCAAAACCUCCGCCCUCACCCUCCAAGUCCUCCACAACCUCCAACACCAACACCUCUGGACCUCCCUCCAAAUCCACGAACUCCCAUCCACUGUCCCUACUGCCGCGGCAUCCCCCGAAUACAACACCGACAAAAUCAACCUCAUCUCGGGAAUCCCCCCGCACCGCCUCUACACCCACCCGGACGAGCAAUUCUACCUCCUCGAACGCGGGCUCCGCGAGGAGGACCUCGAGCUCGAACGAAUGUUCGUCAUCCCCACCGUGCAGGGCCACACGUGGAGUCUCCGGCGGUUGGCCGGGGUGUUUGAUGCGCUGCCGGAGGUGGAGGAUCCUGGGGAUUUGGGGGGUGAAGUUGAGGAUGAGGAGGAGGUGGUGGGCGAGGAUGAUAACGGCAGCAAUAAUGGUAGCGGCAGAAGCAAGGCGGACAAGUUGAAGGAAUAUUACCAGUAUCGGAAACAGGCCCGUGCCACUAGGGAGUGGGGUGGGAAGAGGAUGCUUCUCGCUAUGGUGGAUAGGCAGAUGGGUGGGGAUAGUACGGUGGUCUAUUAUGUCGUGCAGGAUGGUGCAGUGAAGCCGAGACAGAAUUGA